Messenger RNA from Phyllostomus discolor (pale spear-nosed bat), 3084 nucleotides. RefSeq names its product ATPase secretory pathway Ca2+ transporting 2 (gene ATP2C2). Gene Ontology annotation, cellular component: endoplasmic reticulum; Golgi membrane; plasma membrane. Bases 126 to 2966 code for a protein of 946 amino acids. Lineage: Eukaryota; Metazoa; Chordata; Mammalia; Chiroptera; Phyllostomidae. Gene Ontology annotation, molecular function: P-type calcium transporter activity; ATP binding; ATP hydrolysis activity. The record is from RefSeq and is a predicted model, not a curated record. Gene Ontology annotation, biological process: manganese ion transport; calcium ion transmembrane transport; intracellular calcium ion homeostasis. The transcript is spliced from 27 exons.
UGGCCCUGGCCCAGGAGGCUUGGGAGCGCGCAGUGAGGCCGGGCCUCGCCUGGGAUCGGGACACUCACGCAGGGGCGGUCGCCGGCGGGAUCGGAGGCUGGGCGAGGGGCCUCCGUCCGCUCACCAUGGUUGAGACACGCUUCUCCAAGUUCCUGCAGAAACUCGGCUUCUCAGGCGCGGGCCAUCAGUACGAGCCGCUGGAGCGGGGCGAGUUGGAAACCUUGUUUGAUGAACAAUGUGAGUUGAAAGCCAUCGAAAAGGAGAAGACGGUGGUAGCUCUGCCACCCAAGGAAGCAAGCAAAUGCCAGAGAGAGGAUUUGGCCGAAGCGUUUCACGUGGACUUAGAGAAUGGGCUGUCCGAGUUCUCGGUCACGCAGCGCAGGCUGGUCCAUGGCUGGAACGAGUUUGUCGCCGAUAACACUGAACCCAUGUGGAAGAAAUACCUGGAUCAGUUUAAGAACCCGCUGAUCCUGCUGCUUCUGGCCUCUGCCUUGGUGAGCAUCCUCACCAAGAAGUAUGAGGACGCUGUCAGCAUUGCUGUGGCCGUGCUGAUUGUGGUCACUGUCGCCUUCAUCCAGGAGUACAGGUCAGAGAAAUCUCUGGAAGAGCUGACCAAGCUGGUUCCUCCUGAAUGUAAUUGCGUAAGAGAAGGGAAGCUGCAGCAUCUGCUCGCACGAGACCUGGUUCCUGGAGACAUCGUGCGUCUCUCCAUCGGAGACCGGAUCCCGGCGGACAUUCGUCUCACCGAGGUCACAGACCUCCUGGUAGACGAGUCCAGUUUGACGGGAGAAGCUGAGCCGUGCAGUAAGACAGACACCCCGUUGACCGGUGAGGGGGACCUCACCACCCUGAGAAACAUCGUCUUCAUGGGAACCCUGGUGCAGUACGGGAAGGGGCAGGGGGUGGUGAUCGGAACCGGGGAGCGGUCUCAGUUCGGAGAGGUGUUUAAGAUGAUGCGGGCUGAAGAGACACCUAAAACUCCUCUGCAGAAAAACAUGGACAAUCUGGGGAAACAGCUGACCCUCUUCUCGUUCUGCAUAAUUGGCGUAAUCAUACUCACGGGGUGGCUGCAAGGGAAGCACCUUCUCAGCAUGUUCACGAUCGGGGUCAGCCUGGCUGUGGCCGCCAUUCCAGAGGGUCUGCCCAUCGUCGUCAUGGUCACGCUGGUCCUGGGCGUGCUGCGGAUGGCCAAGAAGCAGGUCAUUGUGAAGAAGUUACCGAUCGUGGAGACUUUAGGUUGCUGCAACGUCAUCUGUUCUGAUAAGACGGGGACUCUGACUGCCAAUGAAAUGACUGUCACCCAGCUUGUGACGUCUGAUGGGCUCCAUGCUGAGGUCAGCGGAGUUGGGUACAAUGGCCAAGGGACAGUCUGUCUUUUACCGUCAAAGGAAGUCAUUAAGGAGUUUUCCAACGUCUCGGUGGGGAAAUUAGUGGAGGCAGGCUGUGUCGCCAACAACGCUGUCAUCGGGAAAAACACCGUGAUGGGACAGCCCACGGAGGGUGCCUUGAUCGCCCUGGCUAUGAAGAUGGACUUAAGUGAUAUUAAAGAUUCAUAUGUGAGAAAAAAAGAGAUCCCGUUCAGCUCGGAGCAGAAGUGGAUGGCGGUGAGAUGCAGCCCCAAGAAUGAGGAGCAGGAAGACAUUUACUUCAUGAAGGGGGCCUUCGAAGAAGUGAUCCAUUACUGCACCACAUACAACAACGGGGGCAUCCCACUGCCCCUGACACCCCAACAGAGAUCCUUCUGCCAGCAGGAGGAGAAGAAGAUGGGGUCACUUGGCCUGCGGGUGCUGGCCCUGGCUUCUGGGCCCGAGCUGGGGCAGCUGACAUUUCUGGGUCUCGUGGGGAUCAUCGACCCUCCGAGGGCUGGCGUGAAGGAAGCGGUGCAGGUUCUCUCCGAGUCCGGUGUGUCCGUGAAGAUGAUCACGGGGGAUGCCCUGGAGACGGCCUUGGCGAUAGGAAGGAACAUCGGCCUGUGCAACGGGAAGCUGAGCGCCAUGUCCGGGGAGGAGGUGGAAAGCAUGGAGCAGAGCAAGCUGGCUAACCGUGUCGGGAAGGUAUCUGUCUUCUUCAGGACCAGCCCGAAGCACAAGCUCAAAAUCAUAAAGGCUUUGCAGGAGUCAGGGGCGAUCGUGGCCAUGACCGGGGAUGGGGUGAAUGAUGCCGUGGCCCUGAAGUCUGCGGACAUUGGGAUCGCCAUGGGGCGGACGGGCACCGAUGUCAGCAAAGAGGCUGCCAACAUGAUCCUGGUGGACGAUGACUUCUCAGCCAUCAUGAAUGCGGUGGAGGAAGGCAAGGGGAUUUUUCACAACAUCAAAAACUUCGUCCGAUUUCAGCUGAGCACGAGCAUCUCGGCCUUGAGCCUCAUCACUCUGUCCACCAUGUGCAACCUGCCCAGCCCCCUCAACGCCAUGCAGAUCCUGUGGAUCAACAUCAUCAUGGACGGGCCGCCCGCACAGAGCUUGGGGGUGGAGCCGGUGGACAAAGACACCCUCCGGCAGCCCCCGAGGAAUGUCAAGGACAUGAUCCUCAGCAGAGCCCUCAUCCUGAAGAUCCUCCUGUCGGCUUCUGUCAUCAUCAGCGGGACCCUCUUCAUCUUCUGGAAAGAGAUCCCCGAAGACAAGGCGAGCACCCCGCGUACCACGACCAUGACCUUCACCUGCUUUGUGUUCUUUGACCUCUUCAAUGCCUUGACCUGUCGCUCUCAGACCAAGUUGAUAUUCGAGAUCGGCUUCCUCCGGAAUCACAUGUUCCUCUACUCGGUGCUCGGGUCAGUUCUAGGGCAGCUGGCUGUGAUUUACGUCCCACCCCUGCAGAAGGUCUUCCAGACGGAGAAUCUGGGGGCACUCGACUUGUUGCUCUUGACCGGACUGGCCUCCUCCGUGUUCGUCUUGUCAGAGCUCCUCAAACUAUGUGAGAAGUUCUGCUCCAGAGCCCAGAAAGCCCAGGCUCACUGUGAAGCUGUAUAGUGGACCCGACCAGUGUAAACUCCCCUAAGUAACCAUGUUUUUAGGUAUAUGUUUAUGUCUGAAGAGGGCUGGUUUCAGGACGCCGCAGCACCAGGUCACUCACCGAGUGCUGCCUGGG